AUGGCUUUGAGCCGGGCUCCUCCCCUGAUCUUCCCGGCCACGGCCCGGCACACGGCCACCGUCAUCUUCGUCCACGGCCUCGGCGACUCGGGCGCCGGAUGGGCCUCCGCGGCGGAGAACUGGCGCCGGCGCCAGAGGCUCGACGAGGUCAAGUUCAUCCUGCCUAACGCGCCCAACAUCCCCAUCACUUGCAACAUGGGCUACCGCAUGCCGGGCUGGUACGAUAUUGCUGCUAUUGACGGUACCGUGGAGGCUCUGAGGAUGAAUGAGGACGAGCCUGGCAUUAUGGUCAGCCAGCAGUACUUCCACGGUCUCAUUCAGCAGGAGAUAGAUUCCGGGAUCUCGUCAGAGCGCAUCGUGCUGGGUGGUUUCUCUCAAGGAGGCGCCAUCUCCAUCUUUGCUGGCCUCACUGCCAAAGUCAAGCUCGCUGGCAUCGUGGGCCUCUCCUCGUAUCUGCUCCUGUCACCAAAGUUCAAGGACCUCCUUCCCAAGCCGGAAUUCAACAAGGAGACCCCGAUCUUCAUGGGUCAUGGCAGUGCCGACCAGGUCGUCAGAACAGAGCUCGGCAAGCAUUCGUAUACGAUACUGAAGGAUCUGGGCUACAACGUGUCUUGGUCUGAAUAUGAGGGCAUGGGACACUCUGCCUGCUUGGAGGAGCUUGAUGAGGUUGAGGCUUUCCUCAGGAAACAACUACCAGCUCUUGGUGGCAAGUCCGAGGAGAAGUCAGAGUUGUAA
Molecule: messenger RNA, 735 nt
Organism: Thyridium curvatum
Lineage: Eukaryota; Fungi; Ascomycota; Sordariomycetes; Thyridiales; Thyridiaceae
Exons: 4
Coding region: 1-735 (244 amino acids)
Biological process (GO): protein depalmitoylation
Cellular component (GO): cytoplasm
Molecular function (GO): carboxylic ester hydrolase activity; palmitoyl-(protein) hydrolase activity
Source: RefSeq, a predicted model, not a curated record